Chenopodium quinoa (quinoa) is the source of this 1587-nucleotide messenger RNA. RefSeq names its product WAT1-related protein At3g18200-like. The transcript is spliced from 7 exons. NCBI's taxonomy places the organism in Eukaryota, Viridiplantae, Streptophyta, Magnoliopsida, Caryophyllales, Amaranthaceae. Gene Ontology annotation, cellular component: plasma membrane. Gene Ontology annotation, molecular function: transmembrane transporter activity. The record is from RefSeq and is a predicted model, not a curated record. The coding region runs from base 130 to 1245 and encodes 371 amino acids.
GUAUAUUAUAUACUUUUUUUUUCGGAUUGAGAAGUUGGUCCAUUAAUAUUCUAUAAGUAACUUGAUCAAUAUAACAUAAGCUUCAAGCACAAAGUGAAAGAAUAUAGCUGCUAAUUUAGCAAAAAAAAAAUGGCAAAUUUGAGUACAUGUUCAGAGAAAAUGAAGUUGUUAAUGGGAUUACUUGCACUUCAAUUAUGUUUUGCAGGGUAUCACAUAGUCUCUAGAGUUGCUUUGAACAUUGGUGUUAGUAAAGUUGUAUAUCCAGUUUAUAGGAACAUCAUUGCUUUGCUCUUAUUAGGUCCUAUUGCCUAUUUUCUUGAGAGGAAAGAGAGACCGCCUUUAACUUUCUCCUUGCUGGUGCAAUUUUUCUUUCUAGCACUUCUGGGGGUCACUGCAAAUCAAGGAUUCUAUAUUUUGGGUUUGUAUUAUGCAUCUCCUACUUUCGCAUCAGCAAUGCAAAAUUCUGUUCCUGCAAUUACGUUUGUUUUGGCCAAUUUUUUAAGACUAGAAGAAGUGAACAUAUUCAGGAGACACGGAUUAGCAAAAGUUGUGGGAACGAUUGCAAGUGUUGGUGGAGCAACCAUCAUAACUUUGUACAAAGGCUUUCCUUUGCUGCACCUUGCUGAGCAAUCUCAAGGGAUUAAUCUUUUGGCGGAAAAUGGAGAUAUGGCAGUAGUAUCUCCUAUUACGACGCAGAACUUUACUUGGGGCUGCAUUUUCCUUCUCGGACAUUGCUUCUCAUGGGCUGGUUGGAUGGUUUAUCAGGCAUCAGUGAUGAAGAAGUACCCUGCAAAAUUAUCCCUUACAUCAUACACAUGCUUCUUCGGAUUAGUACAAUUCCUGGCUAUUGCAGCCUUCGCAGAGACGGAUAUCGAGCACUGGAAAAUUGCAUCAGGAGAGGAGGUUUUAACCAUUCUGUAUGCGGGGAUCAUUGCAUCUGGCGUGGUGAUUUCCCUACAGACAUGGUGCAUUCAUAAAGGAGGCCCUGUAUGUGUAGCUGUAUUCCAACCUGUACAAACAAUAUUAGUUGCUAUUAUGGCUGCUCUCUUUCUUGGUGAUCAACUCUACUCUGGAGGGAUAUUAGGAGCAAUAAUCAUAACAAUAGGCCUUUACAUGGUAUUAUGGGGUAAAUCAAAUGAAUACAACAAGGUAAACCAAGAAACAGAAGAUGAUCAAUUGACAAAACACCUUAUAGACAACAAAGAAGAAGCACGAGAAGAUUCAGCUACAUCUGACAUCCCUUGAAAUCAGCAAGUUGAUGAUGAUUAAUAAAAUAUACAGUUACUAAAGAAAAUGAAAGAGAACUUAAGCAUGACAGCAAAUACAAAUGUAAAUCAUGUUUUCUUGUCUAUAUGGUUGUGGUGGAGGCCUUUGAGCCUCCAAAUUUAAGGUUUUUAAUUAGAGAGUUUAACCCCCUCAAUUGUAUAUUCUUGCACUAGUAUUAGUUUAUUAGAAACUUUGAUUGCGUUGAUUAAUUGAACCAACAUUUAAUUUCGAUGCCAAUCAUUAAAAUUAUUGAUUGAUGUAUUUCCCACCCAAACUAUUGGUGCAUUGUGGAAUUAUUAUACGAAUCAAAAAAUGAUCAUA